GACGUAAGCGUCGCGUCAUGUCCGUUGUCAGGUGGCGGAGUCGGAAAGCCCGAGUUGGCAGGGGCCAGACGAGGCGGACGGUGGCCGGCGGGGCCGGGCCUGGAGGCGGCGGGGAUGGAACUCAGGAUGAAGCGGCGGGCAUCUGACAGAGGAGGUGGGGAAACAUCUGCUAAGGCUCUCUGCAGCGGGAUUUCCAGCAACAAUGCCAAAAGGGCUGGUCCUUUCAUUCUUGGGCCUCGCUUGGGCAACUCCCCGGUGCCUAGCAUCGUCCAGUGUUUGGCAAGAAAAGAUGGGACGGAUGACUUUUACCAGCUCAAGAUCCUUACCUUGGAGGACAGGAACGACAAAGGCACAGAAACCCAGGAGGAACGUCAGGGCAAGAUGCUGCUUCAUACGGAGUACUCCCUUCUCUCUCUCCUGCACAACCAGGAUGGGGUAGUCCACCACCAUGGCCUUUUCCAGGACCGAGCUUGCGAGCUAGUGGAGGACCUGGAAUCCAACCGGAUGGUCCGCAAGAUGAAGAAGCGUAUCUGUCUGGUGCUGGACUGCCUCUGUGCUCAUGACUUCAGCGACAAGACAGCCGACCUCAUCAACCUCCAGCAUUACGUUAUCAAGGAGAAGCGCCUCAGCGAGCGGGAGACGGUGGUCAUCUUCUAUGACGUCGUGCGGGUGGUGGAGGCCUUGCAUAAGAAGAACAUUGUGCAUCGAGACUUGAAGCUGGGCAACAUGGUGCUGAACAAAAGGACCCACCGAAUCACUAUCACAAACUUCUGCCUCGGCAAGCACUUGGUGAGCGAAGAUGAUCUCUUGAAGGACCAGCGGGGGAGCCCAGCCUACAUUAGUCCUGAUGUUCUCAGUGGUCGGCCCUAUCGCGGGAAGCCCAGUGACAUGUGGGCCCUGGGUGUGGUCCUUUUCACCAUGCUGUACGGGCAGUUCCCCUUCUACGACAGCAUCCCUCAGGAGCUCUUCCGCAAAAUCAAGGCUGCCGAAUAUACCAUCCCAGAAGAUGGAAGUUAUUCGGAAAACACAGUCUGCUUGAUCCGGAAGCUGCUCGUCUUGGACCCUCAGCAGCGCCUGACGGCCUCCGAGGUGCUUGACUCCCUCAGUUCCAUCAUUGCCUCGUGGCAGUCAAUGUCCUUGCUGAGCGGACCUUUGCAGGUGGUACCAGAUAUCGAUGACCAGGUGGCAAAUCCAGAAAGUGCACAUGAGGCCAAGGUGACCGAAGAGUGCUCUCAGUAUGAGUUUGAGAACUACAUGAGGCAGCAGCUGAUGCUGGCCGAGGAGAAGAACACGCUUCACGAGGCCAAGGGCUUCCUCCAAAAGCGGCAGUUCGGGAAUAUUCCGCCGGUGCGCCGCCUGGGCCACGAUGCUCAGCCAAUGAACCCCCUUGACGCAGCCAUCCUGGCACAGCGCUACCUGCGGAAGUAGCUCCUCAGCACCGCGAGGGUUGUCCUCCACCCGCCUGAUGUGGCGCGACAGUGAUAGCCACGUGCCGAGGAGUCACCAAUAAUGUAGCAAGUCUUCCUCUGCUUUCCGAGCGCUAGCAGAGCAAAGCGAAGCUGUCCGGGAGAGGACGGCUGACUCAGACUUCAAGUCCAGGCCUAGACAGCAACUCUGCUUUUAAACGUGACUCUGAAAUCUACCUCUGUCUUUUUUUAACCACACUGUUCUCUGGACUGGACUGAACGGAGCGUGUUUUGGCAACAGGUACCAGAGCGAGCUUCUUUUCAGACGCAAAUGUGGGACUGCAGAAAGGACACGGGGUUGCAUCUCAGCUCCGGAUGGUUUGAAUAAGCUUAGUCAUUUUUCCCCUUCUCCCCUCUGGGUUUCAUUAAACAAACUAUUUCUUAGAAGCCUCCCCCUGCCCUUCCUGAUUGUUCUAUUUUUAAUUUAACACCUGGUUUAAAUAUACUUUCCUACAAACGUUGGUUUCAGAGCCCUGUGUGACCCCAGACUCUGCCAACGGGUCCUCUUUACAUCAGCCCUGUGAGUGCAAGGAGCGUUGCACGCAAACUCUGCCCCGGGGUUGUUAAAUUCCACUUUUUCUGGAGCUCCUCCCCUUUCUAGCCACUUACUUCUUUUGGGACUUCUGACUUUAUGUUGGGGUUGUUUUUUCUCUAAUCAAUAGCUUAUGGAAGGUGCAAUUAACAUUGCAUUAAUUCUGCUGCUGCCUACCACAAUGGUAUGGCCGAAGGGGUAAAUUUAUGAUAAUGUGAAAAGUUUUCUCCGUCUUCCCUUCCCUCCCCGCCCCUUACGUGUCUUGAAUUCAGAAAGGCCAGCUGCUCUCCACUGCUUGUGUGAUGCUUUUUCUUGCCACGGUUGCCUUGUCCGGGCACUCCCACUUUCGAGGGAGGAAACUCCCCAACAGCCUUGUGCCUGGCAGGUCACGCACCAAACCAGCCUGCUCACUUGUGAGUCCCAUUCUGGGAACUGGAUGCCUCUCUUGCCAGGUAAACUGCUUGCAGGCAACUCUUUGGGCCUGCGCUGCGCCAGCCCCCCCCCCCCCCCCCCAAACUUUCGACCUGAUUUAAAGAUGAUGCAGACAAAGCCAAAAAGCUCUCCUUGAGCACUUUGCACAGGCCCAGAGCCUCGUUUGCACUGACUGGGUGGUGACCCUUGCAAAGUAGCACUUCCUACUAGCACCCCAUUUUGCACUGCAAGGGAGCGCUUUUGCCCUGUCUGCACCAUGCUCUCUUUAAACCCAGUUAUCGUAACCUCUGACCUUUUUGUUUUUCUUCCGUGUUUGCACCUGGCUGUGGUGCUGGAUCCCUCCAGGGACAGAGUAGCAAAAGCAGCUGUGCUGGCUCAGACCGGGCAAGGGAGCAGGACAGAUGAGAGAUUUUUUGGGGCCAGGGGUGUCCGGGGCCAGACACGGCAGCAUUAAACAUUGGCGGUGGGAGGGGAGCCAGCCAUUGGCAGCCUGCAUCUGGUCUGACUGGCUUUAGCAUGCAGGAAUGUUUUUCUUCUAAUGUGAACCCUGGAAAAAACUCCAAUAGCUGAGGCUUAGAGACCUUGUAAUAAAAACCUAUCUUCUACUAAGGUGUUAUAUGACAGGCUGCCUCCUCUGCUGCACUGCAUGCCAUCAGGGGUAAAGGCAGAGGCUGCAUGGGAUAGGAACCCUCCCCCCCUCGCUUUAGUUGUUCUUGCCACAAUGCCUGUGCUGGGCUUGGGAGGUUUAGGGCUAGCUCUGGGCUAGGCUGAGUCAGGGAGGCUCAAGCAGUGCAUUGGCAUAUAGAUUUGGCUGCGGUUGGAUUGCUUCGGAAGCACUAGGCAUCAAGUGUUUUCUUUGUUUUUUGAAACCAGCAUGGAACCAGGAUCAAAGAACUCUAAAACCUUUUCCUGGUGGGGCGAGGCAGGGUAUGGGGAGAAGAAGCAGCAGCUUUGGCCCGUCACCCCCCAGUAAACGAAGCCUGUUCUAGGACUGAAGGGGGCUGGAGGCCUUGAUGGUUUAUUCUCUGCUUCCGUCACUCGCCCUUGUGGUACUGGAAUGCCCUCUCCCAAAACAGAGGAGAUUCUCCCCAGCAGGCUAGUAGCCAACUCUUGCUCAAGAGCGAGCUGCAUAUUAGUAUACUUUGCCAGCUGGAUCAAGUAUGGUGUGAGCCUGAUAUUAAAUUGGCCUCAUUAGUGCUAAACCUGUGAUGAGAAUGAGCUUUGGAGGCAUCUCGCAUAGGUGUCAAACUCGUGGCCCUCCAGAUGUUAUGGACUAAAGUUCCCAUCAUCCCCUGCCAGCUGGCAGGAGAUGAUGGGAACUGUAGUCCAUAACAUCUGGAGGGCUGCGAGUUUGACACCUGUAAUUUACUGCUUGGUCCUGACAGUGUUGGCCAAGCAAGGGUGGGAUCAGAUCAAUGUGGCUGCUGAGGAGGGAGGGCAGCUUUGGAUGCAGGCUGGCGCCUCCAUCUUAGCAAGAGACCAGUAGCCCCAUAGAGACCAACAAGGUUUUCGGCGUAUACACUUUUGAGAGUCAGAGGGUUUUUUGGAUAAAUUUCAGCCAUUUGAGUUCAGGUUCUCUGUUUCCCUCACGGACUCUCUGCUCCCCCCUCCCCAGGCAUUACAACCUACAUUUCCUCAUCUUCUAUUUAACUCGUCCAAUCCCUAAAUGUAGCUGGCUGUAUGUGUCUUGCUCUUCCCGGUUCCUCAAAAGAUAGCAAUACGUCACGGACUGUGCAAAACCGAGUGAUCUACCCAUCUUUGACAUUGUGAUAAAAAAGUAAACUGGAAAAAAGGUGGAAAGGAAUAGAGGGAGAGGAGGCACGAAGUGGCACGGAAAGUCAGCAUGAGCUACGGGGUUUUGUUUUUGGUGGAUUACAAGUUAGACGACAGACCGGAGACAAAGAUCCUAUUGUAAAAAAAAAAAAUGCAAAGAGAAUUUGUACAGAGACCUAUUUUUGUAUUACAUCCAACUAUUCCUGCAUGUCAGCAAUAAAAUUUCAUAAUGUAGAAUUAAA
Molecule: messenger RNA, 4445 nt
Organism: Sphaerodactylus townsendi
Lineage: Eukaryota; Metazoa; Chordata; Lepidosauria; Squamata; Sphaerodactylidae
Gene: STK40
Product: serine/threonine kinase 40
Exons: 11
Coding region: 115-1428 (437 amino acids)
Biological process (GO): protein phosphorylation
Molecular function (GO): ATP binding; protein kinase activity
Source: RefSeq, a predicted model, not a curated record